UGUGCGCAUGCGCGGGGCCGUGACCGUUGGCGGCGUUUGCGUUCGAAUCGCGGGCGCCAUGGGGGAGGAAGGGUCCCGCAUCCCCCUCUGCACCGCACUGCACCGACCCCCGCCUCACACCGAAAUGCAGGUGGCUUUUCCUUCAAAAAAACAAUGUGUCAACAAAGCAGCAGAUCUGGAGUUGAACAAAGACCCCAAUUUUAACUUCAGCUCGCAGAUCCCAGCAGAUGGUGUCUUCAAGGCUACAAACCAAGGGUUGCCUAAAUCUACCAAGAAAGUGGAACCAGUAGCAAAGAAGGCAGCUAUCAGAGGGCCUCACAACAGAUACAAAGUAGAAGCAGAGCUGAAGGCCAAGAAUCAGCUGUUAGAAACAGCUAAACAACAGCUACACUCCAGGCUCACAGCAGCACAGGGAACUAUAAAGGAGCUGAAGGAGGAGAAUGAAGGCCUGGUCCAAGAAGUUGAGAAGCUCAAGAAGUUUCAGGAGACUUGCAUGGUGAUUUUAGAAAGCAGAAACAUUGAUCCUGUUACAGGCAGCAGCAUUGUGGAGGAGGAAGAAAAGACACGAGAAUGCCAGGAGCAGACAAGGCUGCUAACUGAGAAGCUCAUACAAGAAUUGAGGGUGUUUAAUCAAACAGCUGCAAAGGAAAAGGAGGAGCUCCAGGCAGCCAUGGCCAAGUGGAAAUCAGCUGAAGAGGAGAGGCAGCAGUCCCUGGAGAAGCACUGCUCCUUCCAAGCAGAAAUCAAGGAAUGCUCUGCAGUACUCGAUGAGCUGAAGCUGCUCCUGGCUAUGUGAGAACGAGGAAGGACUCUUACUUACCCUUUGGGGGUUUUUCCUCUUUUAUUUCUAGUUCAGCAGUCCCUGCUUUACAUACCCAGUCGGUCCAGUCGGUGCCCGAGCCGAGGAGCGGGUGUGCCCCCCGGAGGGACGGUGCUGGGGGGAGGUCACCCGUGUGCCAGCCACUCGGGACCUCUCCUUGCUCUUCCCACACCCGCCGGGGCUCUCGCCGUGCCGCUGAACGGCUCCUGGGUUGCGGGCCGUCGGGGUGUUGUAGCUGUCGGUGUUUUUAACGCAUUAAACGUUCUGGAAGGCU
Messenger RNA from Calypte anna (Anna's hummingbird), 1094 nucleotides. RefSeq names its product kinetochore localized astrin (SPAG5) binding protein (gene KNSTRN). Gene Ontology annotation, biological process: spindle organization; mitotic sister chromatid segregation; regulation of attachment of spindle microtubules to kinetochore. Gene Ontology annotation, cellular component: microtubule plus-end; mitotic spindle; centriolar satellite. The record is from RefSeq and is a predicted model, not a curated record. Lineage: Eukaryota; Metazoa; Chordata; Aves; Apodiformes; Trochilidae. The transcript has 8 exons. Bases 8 to 796 code for a protein of 262 amino acids.